UUUUUAUUUCCAAGAAACCCACCCAGAGGCAAAAGCGAAAGAGAUCUGUGUCUUCGCAUGGGACACGUUAUCCGGCUCUUUCGGAUGGAUUUGGGACUUAAAAUUUUGGAAUCCUGGAUUUGUAAUGCGGUCUGUGACUCUGUGUUUUGAUACCAAAACAAGAGUUAAUUACAGAUUAAAAUUGUCCUAUGGGGUGCUUAUCCCGCCUACCAAACAAGCCCUCAGAGUCAGUCAGAAGGGCAUAAUCUGUGGGUGGUUCGUUCUGAGCAUUCGUGGGAUUGAUCGGACGUCUCUUUCCGGCAAUGGGAAAGAAGAAAGAAAAAGAGGAGGAAGAAAAAAAUAUGGUGAAAAAUGGAGGCAUAGUGUUGGAGGAGGUGAUAUCUACUGGGAAUUGUAGAUGUAAUCCAAUUCGUAACUUCUCUGUCAAACAACUCAAGAAUGCCACAAACAAUUUUCAAUCACCUUGCUUUACAGGCCAACAUGAUUGGUUCAAGGCUUGUUUAAACAACCGCACGGUUCUAAUCAAGACUUUUUUUAGAAAUGAAUUGAUGACAAGUAAAUUGGCAGGUCGAGACAUAGCUAUAACAUCUCAGAUGAGCAGUCACAAUAGGGUUCUGAAACUAAUAGGUUGCUGUCUAGAGCUGCCUGUUCCAGCCUUGGUUUAUGAAGAUAAUGAAUGUGUACCACUUAAUCCACGUGGAUAUAUUAGUGGUAAUGGCUCAGCACUUCCAUGGAAGACGAGGUUAAGAAUUGCUAAGGACGUUGCCAAUGCGCUUACCUACCUCCACACCACAUUUUCCACGCCUAUCGUCCAUCGAAAUGUGAAACCUUCAAAUGUGUUUUUAGACAAAGAUUUAGCUCCCAAGUUGUGCAAUUUCUAUCUCUCCAUAUCAAUUCCUAAAGGUGAGACUCGUGUAGAAGAUCAAGUGGCAGGGACAGAGGGAUUUGUUGAUCCUGAGUACUAUAACACAUCGUUUGUUACAGAGCAAAGUGAUGUCUAUGGUUUUGGAGUAUUUCUACUGGUCCUCCUAAGUGGAAAAUCACCUUUUGAAUUUCCAGAUUUGACAGAUUUCGUUCAAGAGAAGCCAUGGGAUGAAGUAGUGGAUCCUAAAAUAUUGGAAGAGGAAGGAGUAAUUGAAGAAGAGCAUAAACUACAAGCUCUUCGAAAUUUGGUAUUGAGAUGCAUUCAAACUAAGGCUGAUGACAGACCAAUGAUGAUUGAUGUGGCAAAAGAACUCCUUCAGAUACACAGAGAUUGUUAAUGGCGCUGCAGAAACAAGGAUGGUGGAGCUGAAUAAAUAUAUAUAUAUAUAUAUAUAUCGACUAUAUGGAAGUUCAAAAGGGAUUCAAUAGCAUUAAUAAGAUUAAAUUUUAGAGGCAAUUACAGAAACAAAUGUCAUGAAAAGUAGUUAUAUGCAAACAUAUGUACUCUUACAACAUGUUGCGAACACAUGUAACUGUUUAUAAUAAAUUGUGUAUUUAGCUCAAUGUAUAGAAUAGUUAGAUCCACUUCGUACAAGCUUAAGCUUUUAGCAUGGAUGGUGAUAUCGGCAUUGUAUUUUAGGGAAAAAAAAAGAAUUUCUUUUUUUUCUUUUCAUCAUUUACUGAAUCAUUCUAUAAUGAAGCUGUACAACAAUGAGACUAUUUACCGGUAUAGCAUAGCAACUAGUGUGAUCUGUAAGCCAGAUUAUAGUUUUUCCUUAGUGGCAUCUGACUCCAAGUGAUCUAUCAUUGUCCUAUAUGAUGCGAUCUGAUGAUUGACCAUUUCUAUGUC
Messenger RNA from Ziziphus jujuba (common jujube), 1774 nucleotides. Its product is annotated as serine/threonine-protein kinase ZRK1. Gene Ontology annotation, cellular component: plasma membrane. Lineage: Eukaryota; Viridiplantae; Streptophyta; Magnoliopsida; Rosales; Rhamnaceae. The record is from RefSeq and is a predicted model, not a curated record. Gene Ontology annotation, biological process: cell surface receptor signaling pathway; protein phosphorylation. The transcript is spliced from 3 exons. Gene Ontology annotation, molecular function: protein serine/threonine kinase activity; ATP binding. The coding region runs from base 303 to 1262 and encodes 319 amino acids.